Molecule: messenger RNA, 1306 nt
Organism: Polyodon spathula (Mississippi paddlefish)
Lineage: Eukaryota; Metazoa; Chordata; Actinopteri; Acipenseriformes; Polyodontidae
Product: protein mono-ADP-ribosyltransferase PARP16-like
Exons: 7
Coding region: 203-1198 (331 amino acids)
Biological process (GO): endoplasmic reticulum unfolded protein response
Cellular component (GO): membrane; endoplasmic reticulum tubular network; intracellular anatomical structure
Molecular function (GO): NAD+ poly-ADP-ribosyltransferase activity; protein serine/threonine kinase activator activity; kinase binding
Source: RefSeq, a predicted model, not a curated record
AAAACGAAAGUUGUUGCCAAGCAUUGAGACAGAUGUGAAGAAGGAGUAGAGAUUCGCUUUAGCGCCUCGAAACAAACAAAAGAAAGACAUGGUUUACGUUUAUUCUGCUCAAACAUACCUCUCGCAGUUUUCUGUGCCAAGCCUCACAUGAAAUACAAGCGACUUGGUUCGCGGCACCGUUAAAAAAAAAAAGAGUGUGGGAAUGCAGCUGCCCAGCAACAAUCCCGCCACCAGGGAAAAGGUUAAAGAAUGCCUGAAGAAGGACCUCCUGGCUGCUGAUCUCCGAUGCAGUCUCUUUGUAGCCGCUGCACAAAGCUAUAAACGGGACUCUGUUCUGAGACCUUUCCCACCCAACUAUAUUAAUGGAGAAAACAAAGAGUUUGAUGCUUUGCUGGCAGAUGUAAAGUCUCUGCCGAGUGUUAGAGAGGUGCUGCAGUCUGGUCCUGGGGGAGACGAGGCUUUGCUGGACCUCCUCCACUGGGUUUUAUCAUCAAAGAACCAAACUGUUAAGAGUCUGCUGAAAGAAGAGUAUGUGAAAAUCCAGGAGCUGACGGGAUUUAACGGGGGUUCUGUCCCUCCUCCUGACUUCCUGUUUGAGGUUGUCCACUGUGACCAAAUGAAUGCCAAAUUCGAGGAGACAAAGGGGGAGAGGGACCUUUUUUAUGCAUUUCACGGGAGCCGUCUUGAAAACUUUCAUUCAAUAGUCCACAAUGGUUUGCAUGGUCAUUUGAACAAGACUUCGUUAUUUGGCGAAGGUACCUAUCUCACUAGCGAUCUGAGCUUGGCUCUGCUGUACAGCCCCCACGGGAGUGGAUGGCAGAAGUGCAUUCUGGGACCAUUGCUCAGCUGUGUGGCUGUAUGUGAAAUUAUUGACCACCCAGAUGUAAAAUGUCAGUUAAAAAACAAAGAUUCAGACAGCAUUGACAGACGGAGAGCCCGAGUGAGGAACAGCGAAGGCGGAGAUGUUCCACAAAAAUACUUUGUCGUCACCAACAAUCAGCUCCUCCGAGUGAAAUAUCUCCUGGUCUACUCUGAGAAACAGCACAGGAGAAGGCACACAAGACAGAUGUCCUGGCUGUCCAAGCACUACUUUGCUAUCCUGAUGUCUUUGUAUCUGUUGCUGCUAAUCGUCAUUGGGGCUUGUAAUUCACCAGCAUUCCAGUCCUUCUGGAACAGACUGUUUGAUAAAAGAAAAUGAGCCUGUCAUGCCCUCUGGCUCCUGCAUAGUGCCUUAAUAUAAACUGCAAUACAGCCUCUGGAAAAGUACUGUGCAGUCCUGUACCUAAACAAGGUCACAUGACUUUUG